AUGUCCGAACGAGGCUCGUUCCGAGGAGGAGGUGGUGGUCGUGGCCGCGGCGGAGGUUAUGCCCGGGGCGGUCAGCGCGGUGGCGGUGCAGGUGGCGGUGCAGGACAGCCACACCAGCAACAACAGGAGAGGCCCAAGAAGGAGAAUAUCCUUGAUCUGUCCAAGUAUAUGGACAAGGAGGUUAAAGUGAAGUUUAGCGGCGGUCGCGAAGUAUCGGGAACGCUCAAAGGCUACGAUCAGCUUAUGAACCUGGUCUUGGAUGAAGUUAAGGAGUCUAUGCGCGAUGACGAAGGUAACGAGACGACUCGUGCCCUCGGGUUGAUCGUGGCCCGUGGCACCUUGAUCGUGUUGAUUUCGCCCGCCGAUGGUAGCGAGGAAAUCGCCAAUCCUUUUGUUCAGCAAGAGGAGUGA
Messenger RNA from Aspergillus chevalieri, 411 nucleotides. RefSeq names its product putative small nuclear ribonucleoprotein (LSM7) (gene LSM7). Gene Ontology annotation, cellular component: catalytic step 2 spliceosome; spliceosomal tri-snRNP complex; U6 snRNP. Gene Ontology annotation, biological process: mRNA splicing, via spliceosome; nuclear-transcribed mRNA catabolic process. The record is from RefSeq and is a predicted model, not a curated record. The coding region runs from base 1 to 411 and encodes 136 amino acids. NCBI's taxonomy places the organism in Eukaryota, Fungi, Ascomycota, Eurotiomycetes, Eurotiales, Aspergillaceae. Gene Ontology annotation, molecular function: RNA binding. The transcript has 3 exons.